Messenger RNA from Hibiscus syriacus, 1031 nucleotides. RefSeq names its product stem-specific protein TSJT1-like. The record is from RefSeq and is a predicted model, not a curated record. Lineage: Eukaryota; Viridiplantae; Streptophyta; Magnoliopsida; Malvales; Malvaceae. The coding region runs from base 93 to 860 and encodes 255 amino acids. The transcript is spliced from 4 exons.
UCUAGCUUUGAUUCGAAUCGGUUUCCAUUACCAAUCUCAUUUUCAGAGAGAGAGAGAGAGAGAGAGGGUUAAUUUGUAAGAGAGCAAGGAAGAUGCUAACAAUAUUCAACAAGGAUUUGAUGAAUCCGCCAAAGGAGCUGCACAGCCCAGCCUCACUCAGUUCAUCCAACAAACCCAAGUUCCCAGAAGAGAUCAUCAAGGAUUUUCUCGCUUCAAAUCCCACCAAUGCUUUCUCAAUCGGGUUCGGAUCCUCAGCCUGCAUUGCUUAUGCCCCGCCCGAGAAUUGUUACUGUAACUAUCAAAGGUUGUUUUGUGGUGUGGAUGAAAUGUACUGCAUUUUCUUGGGGGGUUUGAAUAAUCUAAACAGCCUUUUAAGGCAGUAUGCUCUGUCGAAAGGCAGCAACGAAGCAAUGUUUAUCAUCGAGGCGUAUCGGACCCUCCGUGACCGAGGUCCUUACCCGGCCGAUCAGGUGCUAAAGGAUCUUGAAGGCAGCUACGGAUUUGUGGUGUAUGAUAGCAAGGCAGGAAGUGUUUUUGCUGCACUGGGUUCAGAUGAAAGGGUUAAACUCCAUUGGGGUGUUGCAGCUGAUGGAUCGGUUGUUGUCUCGGAUAAUCUGAAGCUUAUAAAAGAAAGCUGUGCAAAAUCAUUUGCACCAUUUCCAGCUGGGUGUAUGUUCCAUAGUGAGCAAGGGUUGAUGAGUUUCGAGCACCCGAGGAGCAAAGUGAAGGCAAUGCCGAGAAUCGACAGCGAAGGUGUUAUGUGUGGUGCCGAUUUCAAGGCCGACGUUCAGUCAAGAAUUGGAACCAUGCCGCGAGUCGGUAGUGAAGCCAACUGGGCACUGCGAGGCUCCCAUACUUGAAUACUUAAUUGAGACGAUUGAGAUCAUAACAAGACCCGCAUUUUAUUCCUUGAUUUCUGAAUGAUUUCUUGUUUUUUCUUGGCAUUAUUUCCUUCAUGUUUAUGGAUUUUCUACUUAAGUCGAACUGUAAAAAAAUGGCCUAAAAGCAUGAAAAGGCAUGUUUGAUAAAUA